GACAGAAAGUGCAACUUCAGAGGAGUGUGACUGCCCCAGUUUUUAGCUUUGGAAGUGUACAUUACAUAAUUUAAUUUAAAUUACUAAAUGAUUUUUUUUUUUUUUUUUUUUUUUUUUUUUUGAGUGGUGGACUUUACAAGGGGGAGGAAUCACCCUUACCUUCUCAUCCACAUCUCUUUCUCUCUCUACUUUCUCUCUCCUCUCUCCCCUUCUCUCUCUGUCUGUGGUUGCUGUUUUGUCUAUCUUUAUAAGCAUCAUCCAAGAUAGAAUCACUAUGCUUCAUUAAGCAAGGUAUAGUACAAGUACAAGUUUAUUUAUUUAUCAAAGAAUUUUGAAGAUGAUGAAAGGGUUGGGUUUAGAUGAGAGCAUGUCCAAUUUGACUUCUACUAUAUCUGGUGAAACAAGCAUUUCCUCAAAUGCUAGGAAUGAUCAAUCUUCCUCUACCACCACCACCAACGCCAACAACGCCACCAACACGAACACAAACACGAACACGAUGCUAUACACUCAAGCAUCUUCCUCAUCAUUCGCCUCGCCUCAUCAAGUUCAACCUCCUCCUCCUAAGAAGAAACGAGGCCUCCCCGGUAACCCAGACCCGGAUGCGGAGGUGAUAGCACUAUCACCAAAGAGUUUACUAGCAACAAACAGGUUUAUCUGCGAGAUCUGUAACAAAGGAUUUCAAAGAGAUCAAAAUCUUCAGCUUCAUCGUCGAGGUCACAACCUACCUUGGAAGCUUAAACAAAGAGCGAAAGAUCAGAUAAUACGAAAAAAGGUGUAUGUGUGUCCCGAGCCUAGCUGUGUUCAUCACGAGCCGUCGCGAGCGCUCGGCGACUUAACCGGAAUUAAGAAGCAUUUCUGUAGGAAGCAUGGUGAGAAGAAGUGGAAAUGUGAGAAGUGUUCGAAGAAAUAUGCAGUUCAAUCUGAUUGGAAGGCUCAUUCCAAGAUUUGUGGUACUAGAGAGUAUAGAUGUGAUUGUGGUACCCUUUUCUCUAGGAGGGACAGUUUUAUAACACACAGAGCAUUUUGUGAUGCAUUAGCAGAAGAGAGUGCAAGAGCCAUUAACCCUCUUAGUACACUUCCAUCAUCAGUAUCACACCAAAGUGGUGGACUUGCAGGAAUUACCGCUAAUAAUUCUUCAUCUCACUUUUCUCUUCCACCUCACUUGACUUCUCAUCAUCAACUCCUUCAGUCUCUUCCUCUCAAGAGAGAACAACCUGAUCACCACCAACACCAAUUCGGCCAACACUCGAAUAUGAUCAAUGUUAGGUCGGAUAUCCCACCGUGGUUAGCUUGUCCUCCUCCUCCGCAACAACAGAAUGUUGUUGAUGGUGGAGGUGGACAACUCGAUCAUCACCCGCAUUCGUCUCAUUUGUACUCCUUCCAACACCACCACCAGCAACAACAACAGCAACAGCAACAACAACAGCAUCAGCAGCAGCAGCAGCAGCAGCAACAACAACAACAACAACAGUAUGAACAACAAAGUUCAAGUAAUAAUGCAAUGGGGUCUACAUUGUCAUCUUUUCAAGCCCCGGCCAAUCCCCAAAUGUCCGCCACCGCCCUCUUACAGAAGGCGGCGGAGAUGGGGGUGACCGUAAGUAAUCAACAACACCGACAGCAACAGCAACAACACGGCGGCCAUCAAGUAGUACUAACAAAUAGUACUAGCUGUGGACUAACCGUUAACCCAGGGUUCAUGGAACAAAAUCAAGGUAUGACAACACCCGAGGGGGACGGAGUCGGUGGAGGACAAUCCUCCAUGCUGCAUGAUGUAAUGAUGUUAAGCUCAUUUCAAUCUUCAGCAUCAUCAGUAAGUGGCGGAUUUGACUCGUCGAGUUUUGGUGACUUUCAUCACCAAGCUAUGACCGCGACAAAGUCACAACUUAACGGUGGCGGUGGUGGUGGAGGAGGAGGAGGCAAUGGUGGCGGUAAUGGCGGCAACGACGGGUUGACAAGAGAUUUCCUAGGGUUGAGAACAUUUACACAUAAAGACUUCCUAAACAUGGCAGGGUUAGGACAUAUGAGCCCAUCAUCAGCCUCUUUUGAACAACAACAUGAGCAACAUCAGAAUAAUAAUCAACAAACACCUUGGUAAGGGCAUGUUAUGGGUAAAUGAGUUAAAAUUACAUUUUGUUUUGUUUUUGUAUUUAAAAUUUUUGUAAUGCAUGUUUAUAGAAAUUAGUGAACAAUAUUUCUCAUGUUACAAACUUUGUAAUUUGUCACCAUGUUUAAGACAAAAUAAACUUUUUGAGUAAAUUUUUUUCAAAAUUUUUAUUUUUUAUUUUUUGAUGGGUAUUGGUAGAGUUUAUAAUGGAAUCUUGAACAUGAGGGCAACUGAUGAUAAUGCCAAUUCAUUUCUUCA
This is a messenger RNA of Chenopodium quinoa (quinoa), 2362 nucleotides long. Its product is annotated as protein indeterminate-domain 7-like. The transcript is spliced from 4 exons. Gene Ontology annotation, cellular component: nucleus. The record is from RefSeq and is a predicted model, not a curated record. The coding region runs from base 338 to 2095 and encodes 585 amino acids. NCBI's taxonomy places the organism in Eukaryota, Viridiplantae, Streptophyta, Magnoliopsida, Caryophyllales, Amaranthaceae. Gene Ontology annotation, molecular function: DNA-binding transcription factor activity.